AUGCCCAUGUUCGCCCUCCCCGGUAUCCUCGGCGGCCUCGGCCUCGCCAUCAGGAUCACGGGCGAGCUGUACGAGUGCUUCGUCGUCAACGGCAGCUGCCGGAUGGCCGACCUUCCCACGGACAACAGCUACAAGGUCGAGGACCUGGCGGCGUCCGUGAUCCCGGCGCUCAACGAGACGGUCAUGAUGCGGGCCGAGAGCGAGGGCCUGCUCGCGGCGGCCGCCAACACGGGGCCCUGCGGCGUCCCGCAGUACAACUUUGACAUGUGCAGCGCCGACGUGCGCCGCGUCACGGUCCGCACUUCGCUGCCGGCUGCUGGUGUCGCCCGCUUCGACAACGUCCCGGCCACCUGCAUGGUCCUCUCGACCGUCCUCGGUGGCGGAUGCGGCGUUGCGCCCCCCUACCCGCUCGUCUGCGGCUCGGCCUGCCUGCAGUACACUGGUCUCAGCCGCGGCCAGCUGACCCAGCUGGGCAACUCUCUCAGGGGGAGGGUCGUGAAGGGUUGA
This is a messenger RNA of Pyricularia oryzae 70-15, 507 nucleotides long. RefSeq lists its product as uncharacterized. The transcript is spliced from 2 exons. NCBI's taxonomy places the organism in Eukaryota, Fungi, Ascomycota, Sordariomycetes, Magnaporthales, Pyriculariaceae. Bases 1 to 507 code for a protein of 168 amino acids. The record is from RefSeq and is a predicted model, not a curated record.